UACAGCACCGUUGAUAAGUGCGUGUAUUGAGAAAACUCAAACCCUCUCGAUACAGACAGAUACGACCAUCACUAUCUCGACAACUGUAUGUCCAUGGACGUGAAGCAUAGAAGACAGUAGUCUUGAGCAGACCGCUCUCUGGAGCCGCCCCAAUGAAUUCAAAUGGCAAAUCCCCAUUUUUGUCUCGAGGAGCGGGAGAGUUUGGGUAAAGCACAAGACGGAGAGUUGAGCCCCGGAGUGGCAACUUGGAUGUGGAGGGAUGUGUUGUGCUGAGAGUGUAUUACUGUAGACUACUACGAACUACUCGAGUGUUCACGCUUUCUUGUGCACCCCCUCAUUUUUACUUGCCACUUGCCUCACUCACGGUGAAGAUCUUCCGUGCCGCCUGAAGAAAUCUAAAUGAGCAUGCCAAGAAGACAGACGAAAGAGUGAGAGAGAUCUUCAGCAUGUUUCGAGUUCUUCCCUGUAGAAGACACGCAAGAAGAUACGGCAUUUCAGCAACUUGAAUACACUUAGAGACCUGACGAUGCUCGAGCCAUGAAGUUUUGGAAGUCGUGGAAAGGUCACACCCAUGGUACUAGUGCUACUGGUGGAGUGGUAGUUGAACCCAAAACCAAUGGAGUGUCCGGCAAAAAGGUCAAAGCGGCCACGCCGUUGGUGUUACGAAGAAGAUACAACGUCAAUUGCGGUCAAGAUGAGCCGCUCUAUGAGGAUUUCACACCCUCGCCAUCGCCGUCCUUGACUCGAAGCCUGUUUGGGACCACAUUUGUGGAAUUGAUUAAGCGGCAUGGCACACGAUUGGGUGUCCAAAUUCAAGGUGGGAUCCCUGACCAGGGAACUGAACCCCGGAUAGCAUCACUCACACCCGGGAGUUGGGCCCAAAGAAGUGAUGUGCUCUGUAUUGGAGACACUGUGGUCAGUGUCAAUGGUGUCUCCACAGCCACCAUGUCUCAAGGGGAACUAGUCAAAACCCUUGAUUUGUCAGAUAGAAUUCAGCUGGAAGUGAAAUAUCCACUACCUCCGCUGCCACCCUCUCAACAAAAGUGCCAGUCAAAGAUGAUUCAAGUCACUCUCAAGAAGGAAAACGGGAGCUUUGGUAUGGUCAUUCGAGGUGGCCAUCAUGAGAAUGUUAAGAUGCGUAGACCAUUCACCGUGGUAUACUUGACCCCAAACAGUCCCACUUUCAUGGACGGAACAAUUCGAGUAAAUGACCGAAUCCGUUGCAUUAAUGGAGUCAAUUUGAAUGACAUAAAAUUGCCCGAACUUCAGAGCCUCCUAUAUCAACAAGAUCAAGAGACAGUGUUCACAGUGGAGUACGAUGUAGCUAAGCACGAUCAGUUGGAAAAUGGUCCCAUUCUGGUUGAGAUUCGCAGGGAUGUGUCUGAUAUUUUGGGAUUUGGGGUGAACAAGUGUGUGGAUUCUGGCCACAUCUUCAUCGAGAGCAUCAAGCAAGCUAGUUUAGCAGAUCGUUGUGGUGCCAUGCACGUGGGUGAUGUCCUACUUUCAGUUAAUGGACAGCACGUGGCCCGAUUUGGGUCUGAACAGACCACUGACCUCAUUCGGGGAGACCAAACGAUUCCCGAGGUGGUUCAACUUGAGAUCCUACCAGGGAUGUUUAGUAGAACAGGCAAUCAAUUUCGUUCUUCAAUGCCUUCUCCCAGUUUCUCAUCCCUACGAAACCAUAAAAUGCGUCCAACGAGCCGAAAAUGCGUGCGUUACCAAUCAAUGACUGAUAUCGAUCGACCAAACCGGACCCCACUUCGACCUAUUCUCUCUGGUCACAACAGGGAGCGGCAAAAGUUUGUGACCUUCACCGUGGAAUUGGAACGCAAUGGAGGUCCACUAGGGCUUACUUUGGCCACUGAAGAGAAUGCCGCCAGUGUUGGGCCUAUUUUCAUAUCGGCAUUGGUCCCCGAUGGCUUGGCUGAAAGGACCAAAACCAUUCAAGUGGGAGAUCAACUUGUGGAAAUUAACAAUGAGGAAGUCAGAGAAAAGAGCCUCAAUCAAGUGAUUCCGAUGCUCCAACAGAAGUCCACAGUCAUCAAACUGAAGUUAGCCCGACUAAUCAGCAUCCCUGAGCGGGACUUUCCUUCGAGACGAGUGGCUGAAGAUAUUUACAUUUCGAAUCAUCGCAAACCCCCGUUACCUAGUCCAAGUCCUCGCGUGAGUCGAAUUAGCUCCCGUCGAGAUUCCACCACUUCACGAGAGACCAAUCACUCCCCAACGCCCACUAAUAUGGUGGCCUUGACACCUCGAGUCAGUCCCUCUCGAUCCUCUAUUGGGUCUUCGAGAGCAACCCCUCUGGAGGUGCACAAGGUCAUUCUUUUUAAAGAUAGGGUGUACGAAGACUUUGGUUUCAGUCUCUCCGACGGUCUCUACGAGAAAGGUAUUUUCAUUAAUCGGAUUCGCAAAGGCGGUCCCGCGGACCUAGGUGGUUUACUAAAGCCUCUAGAUCGAAUCCUCCAAAUCAACGACACCCGAACACAUGACUUUGAUUGCUGUUUGGCCGUUCCUCUGAUUGCAGGGGCCGGAGAUAAGCUGGAGCUCCUCGUGGCUCGAGCCACCAAAAUAUUUGCUUUAAGGGAUAGCGUGGAAUUUAGCGAGGAUGAUCAUUUCUUGUUUGAAGAUCCAGGCACCUUGACGCGAAGAAGCCAAACGAAGCGACCCUCUCUCCAACGGACGAAUAGCGCAGACGGACGAUUGAGUAACAGUGUAGGAGGGGGAAGUAUCACGAACCACAUUGUGCCUUGGACAACGAGUCAAAACGGCAAUCGAAACCCAUUUGAGUUCGAUGACAAUGAGAAGCUUGAUUAUCUUUGAAGAAUAAAUAAACGAAUGAUAUUUGCUCACGA
This is a messenger RNA of Tigriopus californicus, 2852 nucleotides long. RefSeq names its product glutamate receptor-interacting protein 2-like (gene Grip). The transcript has a single exon. The record is from RefSeq and is a predicted model, not a curated record. Bases 538 to 2820 code for a protein of 760 amino acids. Lineage: Eukaryota; Metazoa; Arthropoda; Copepoda; Harpacticoida; Harpacticidae. Gene Ontology annotation, biological process: neurotransmitter receptor transport, endosome to postsynaptic membrane. Gene Ontology annotation, molecular function: protein binding.